This is a messenger RNA of Diplodia corticola, 1683 nucleotides long. RefSeq names its product amino acid permease. The coding region runs from base 1 to 1683 and encodes 560 amino acids. NCBI's taxonomy places the organism in Eukaryota, Fungi, Ascomycota, Dothideomycetes, Botryosphaeriales, Botryosphaeriaceae. Gene Ontology annotation, biological process: amino acid transmembrane transport. Gene Ontology annotation, molecular function: amino acid transmembrane transporter activity. The record is from RefSeq and is a predicted model, not a curated record. The transcript has 8 exons. Gene Ontology annotation, cellular component: membrane.
AUGGAUUCAAGAUCGGACAAGGAAUCUGUCAAGGCCAUCCCUGCGCCGGCGGACAGUGACCUCGGUGUUGGCGAAACGAUCGAAGUGAAGGAAGGGGAAAAGCUCAAACGUGAUGUGUCUCCCCAUAUGGUCCACGUAAGAACACGAGUCUUCCUCCUGGUUGAUACACUGAGUCCUAAUGGAAAGCAGGUCAUAUCCUUGGGUUGCAACAUCGGGAGUGGUUUGCUGGUUGCAAUGGGGAAAGCACUACAUACUGGCGGACCUGGUAACAUGGUAAUCGCUUACGCCCUUCUUUGCACCUGCGUUGGUGCGGUUCUCCAAACGCUCGCGGAAAUGACAAUCGCCUUCCCCGUCUCUGGAAACUUCGUGAACUAUGCUCAGCGCUGGCUCGAUCCAUCUUUGGCCUUUGCGGCUGGCUUUGCAGAGUGGCUGGGAUGGACCGCCGUAUCUUCUGCCGAGGCUACUGUCUUCACCGUUAUUGUGAACUAUUGGGCAAAGGAGUCUGUUCAUGAGGCUGUGUGGUUAUCGGUGUUCAUGGUGUUCGUUAUUGCGUUGUUCUUGCUGCCCAACAAGUACUUUGCCUAUUACGUGUACUUCGCAAGCUUGCUAAAGAUAAUCGGGUUGACCAUCGUCAUCAUCGUCUCCAUCGUUAUCAUUGCCGGAGGUGGCCCCACCGGCCGCGUCCACAACGGCGAGUAUUGGAGGACUCUACCGGUUUUUGCAAAUGGCUUCCAGGGCUUCUCCAACUGCGCCCUCCUUGCCCUUUGGGCCGUCGGCGACCAAGUCUUUGUUGGCAUCCUGGCCGGCGAAGCGGACGCGCCGCGAGUCUCCAUGGGGCGCGCAACAAAGCUAAUUCCGUACCGCAACGCGGUUCUGUACAUGUCAAGCGUAGUGUUGUGCACACUGAUGAUUCCCAUGAAUGACGACCGCCUAUUUGGCGGAUCGGGUUCUGCAGCGUCUCCCUUCGUCAUUGCCAUGAACGACGCCGGCAUCUCAGGGGUGCCCGACUUUUUCAAUGUCGUCAUCAUCAUCGGCAUCGCCGGGGUCGCAGUGGAAAGCAUCUACAUAUCGUCCAGAGUGCUGCGCUCUAUGGCGGAGCAAGAGCUCAUCCCGCGAUUCGUGGCGAGGGUGGAUUCGAGAGGACGGCCAAGAUGGAGCUUGGCCAUUACGUUGGCUACUGGGACUAUGUUGACCUACAUCAAUCUGUCGAAUACCGGGGCCGAGGUGUUUACGUGGCUGAAUUCCAUCACUUCUUCCUCUCUCUUCAUCGUCUGGCUUGUGGUCUGCCUCACGUCUUGGAGGUUCCGUGCGGCUCUGAAAGUCCAGGGCGAUCCGCUUUUCAACGAGCUGCACGCAUGGAGUUGCUGGGCUUGGCCCUUUCCUACGGCUUGGCUCUUCGUCUGUAGCGUGCUUUUGCUGGUCUGUUGCAUAUACAUCGGGUUGGUUCCCAUCGGAUCUACUUCUGUGUCUGCGUAUUCGUUUUUCCAGUACAUGAUUGGGGCUGUCAUAGUCGUUGUCUUUACCGCCGUCCACAAGGCCAUAUACCGCACCAAAUUACAGGAUCCAGCCACGGCCGACCUCAAGAGCGGACGGCAUAUACUGACGGCGGAAGAAGUUCGGUUGCUGGAUGUUUACUAUCGGAUGCCGGCCUGGAGACGAUCCCUAUCAUAUUUCCGGAGCUGA